Molecule: messenger RNA, 1389 nt
Organism: Diaporthe amygdali
Lineage: Eukaryota; Fungi; Ascomycota; Sordariomycetes; Diaporthales; Diaporthaceae
Product: woronin body major protein
Exons: 3
Biological process (GO): positive regulation of translational elongation
Molecular function (GO): RNA binding; ribosome binding; translation elongation factor activity
Source: RefSeq, a predicted model, not a curated record
CUGGAUUUUGAAGCGAGAGUCCCCGUCCCCUUCAGCAUCUUCCCCUCGUCGUAUCGCAACGACGACAAGAAGGAGUCGGGCAAGACCAGCACCAGCACCACUACCCACGAGGAGCUCAACCUCCACCUCCCCCACCACAAGCCCGGGCGGGAAGGUAGUCAGGUCUCUUCAUCUUACUCCGCCACCGCGGCCGACCUUCCUCCCCGCAGGGAGCAGCACCGCUACAGCGAGGAAGAGGUCUUCGUCACCCGUGAAGAGGACCAUUACCGCCGUCCAGGUGUCCACCGUGAAGAGUACUACCGCGAAGAGCUCAAGGAGCAACAGCCCAGACCUCCUCGUUCUUCCUACUCUGAGAGACCCCCCCGGUCCUCAUACUCUGAUACUCGCAUUGAGAUCGACACUCACGGACACCACCACCAUCACCACCACCGGCCGGAAUCCCACCUGUCGAUCCCUGUCACCCCAAUUGACAACAUCGAGCGUGGAUACCGUGCUCGAUCCCAGCCUGGUUACCGUGAGGACGUCCGUGUGACCAAGACAACUGUGGACACCCCCCUGCGCCGUCCCGUCACCAAGGAGACUGUUCACCACGACGAGCACAUUAUCGAAGCGCCAAAGGUCCGCCCCGCUGUCCACGAGACUGUACGUGUAGACGAGACAGUUGAGAUCGAUCGCUCCCCGCGUCACAAGCAUCACCACCACCACAAAGCCAAGAUGGGUUACUUCGAUGAAGAUGGCCACUACCACUCCUUCCGGCACGGCCUCCACAAGGUGGCUGAUCGUAUCAUUCACCCUCACCAAGGUCGUGAGACCAUUGAGGUGACUGAAGUCCGGGAAAGCCGUCCUUCUCGACGUGGAAACGUGACCGCUUACGGAGAUGAAGUCCCGAACUCAGUUACCAUUCCCUGCCACCACAUCCGGAUCGGCGAUAUCUUGAUUCUCCAGGGCCGUAUUUCCCAGGUUAUCCGGAUCUCGACCUCCUCCGCCACCGGCCAACACCGCUACCUCGGAGUCGACCUCUUCACAAAGCAGCUGCAUGAGGAGUCCUCGUCCAUCUCCAACCCCGCCCCCAGCGUCGUUGUCCAGACCAUGCGCGGACCCGUCAUGAAGCAGUACCGCGUCCUCGACCUCCAGGACGGCAGCGGUAAGUACUCCACGUUCCCGUUGGUAUUCGACAGAUCACGUGCUGACGGCCUGCCUGAAGUUGUUGCCAUGACCGAGACCGGAGAUGUGAAGCAGUCCCUGCCAGUCAUUGACCAGUCCAACCUCUGGGAGCGCCUCCAGCAGGCCUUCGAUUCCGGCCGAGGAUCCGUCCGUGUGCUGGUUGUCAGCGACAACGGCCGCGAGAUGGUCGUCGACACCAAGACGCUGCACGGCUCCUCUCUGUAA